AUGGCGUCCUACAACCCCAGCCCCAGCUACCCAGCCCCCUCAGCCCCGCCGCUCUACCCGACGCUCGCCAUGGCGGACCUCGCCCCCGUCGAGAUCCCCUCCUCCCCGGGCACGCCCAACUCGCCCGCCGCUCCCCCGCCCUCCGAGGACAUCCUCCUCCUCAUCCCCGCCACCCAGCUCCACCUCAUCGACCGGCACCGCAGCCACCCGCUCGCCGCGGGGGACCUCACUCUCCUCCGCAUCGGGGCCGGCUCCACCUCCCUCGCCGCCAUCGCGCAGCUCGGCCCCGUCCAAUUCCCUCCGACCCGCGACGUGGCCGCCGUGAAGCACGACCCCUGCCACUACUCCUUCUCCCUGACCGUCCCAGCCUCCGCUGACGACCCGGCGCCCGGCCCGCUCCACUACGGCCUCACGCUCCCGCGCCCCGACCCGCGCCUCGACGGCGUGCUCGCGGCCUGCACCAGCUUCUCCGCCCACUCCGUGGCCAGCAGCGAGGGGCUCGCCGGCGGGGUGGGCGGCGAGGUCGAGGCCGCCGCGUACUGGACCGCCGUCGCGCCAAACGUCGAGGAGUACGGCGGCGCGGUCGCCAGGGCCAUCGCGCCGGGCGCCGAGGGCCUCGCCAAGGGGAUCAUCUGGUGUGGGGUCAUGACGGUGGAGAGGCUCCACUGGGGGAACGAGGUCCUCAGGAAGAGAAUCCAGCCUGGGGACACUGACGCCGAGGUCACCCCCGAGAUGCUGAAGCGAAUCAAAAGGGCUAAGAAGGUCACAAAAAUGUCCGAGAAAGUGGCAACCGGAAUACUGUCCGGAGUCGGGAAGGUUACUGGCCAUUUUACAAGCUCAAUAGCUAACUCAAAAGCUGGAAAGAAGUUUUUCAGCCUACUGCCUGGAGAGAUUGUUCCGCGCCGCUGCUCCCCCGAGCCCUCCCACGACGCCCACCUACCCAUCCCGUGCUGUAUGACCGCCAUGUGGUAUUACCUGUUCCUUGGCAUAUGUUUCUGCAUGUCAUGUUAG
Messenger RNA from Lolium rigidum, 1011 nucleotides. RefSeq names its product protein EARLY-RESPONSIVE TO DEHYDRATION 7, chloroplastic-like. Lineage: Eukaryota; Viridiplantae; Streptophyta; Magnoliopsida; Poales; Poaceae. Gene Ontology annotation, cellular component: plasma membrane. The record is from RefSeq and is a predicted model, not a curated record. Bases 1 to 1011 code for a protein of 336 amino acids. The transcript has 3 exons.